AACGUCCGCCUAGAAUUGGCUAGGUCGUGUGGAAGGCAGCAGCGCGUCUGUAUUUUACUCUAUUUUGUGGUAUUUUGGUGGUUUUUGUUUAAUUCGAAACGAUUUUUGUCAUCUCGAGUGCGGUGUGCCUGUAAUGAAACAAAAUGAAGUUGAGCGGUGCGGAAAAAAGGGAACUCGACAAGUUCUCGAAAUUUUUGGCUUUAAAGUCGACGCAAAUCAUCGUGCAAUCGCGUAUGGGCGAAAAAUAUUCAACACCGUGUAAACCUACGUCAGGUGGACAAGACUGGUUUAACCUGAAUGUCAAAGACAGCAUAGAGAUAACAGAUGAGGCUAAAAAAACGAUAAAUCAAGACUUUUACGCAGCCCGUCUGCCCAUGUCCGUGGAAAUAUCGCUCACGACCCCCGAAGGUGACAAAAUGAUAUUGGAAUCGUGGUGCCUUGGUUUAUUGCCUGAACAAUCCGAUUAUACAUCAAGAAUCAUACCGACUGUCUACAAUCGUAUGGGAAUGUUAUUGAAAUCUUUACUGUCAGUUACAAGAGUGUUGCCUGCAUAUAAACUCUCUCAAAGGGCUUCGCCUGAUUCCUACAUGAUUUAUUAUCGCUUGUAUUUUGGCGAGCCAGAGACUCACAGUUUGGGUGAGGGUUUUAAAAGUGUUCGUGUGGGACAGUUGUGCACGCCAAUUGGCACUUUGUUUUUAUCAGUGUCAUAUCGUACGAAAAUGACAAUUUCACCAACACACACUGGUAAAGACAAUUCGAUCAUGCUGAAAAGUGACCAUUUCAACACAAAUUUGAGCCCCAAGAGCCUUCGCUACAAGCAAAAGUGAGUACAUUUUUUGUCUUAUUAGAUUUGUUCAAUAAAAUUAUGUAAUUUUAACGUUCAGGGUCAUAUUAAAUUAUAUGUGUUCAAUAAUGUUGAAUAAUUAAUGGAUAAGUUGUUUUUUUGCAUUUUUACAUUGUAUUUUAUUUAACUGGCGCCAUUUAAUAAUAAACAUUAAGUAAAAAACAGCUGAACAUCUUUGACAGCUAAUCAAUGAUUUAUAUUGGUUCAUG
Molecule: messenger RNA, 1053 nt
Organism: Brassicogethes aeneus
Lineage: Eukaryota; Metazoa; Arthropoda; Insecta; Coleoptera; Nitidulidae
Source: the annotation of a GenBank genome assembly